AAUGAAUUCGAGCAUAUUUGUGUACUUUACAUUUUCAAGAGCAGCAACUUAAUUAUUUAUAAAAUAGCGGCAAAAUGGUUAAGAAAAUUCUUAUGAUCUGCUUAGGUAAUAUUUGCCGAUCGCCUAUUGCCGAGGGUGUUAUGAUUGAAACAAUCGAGAAUGCCGGUGUCUCUGCAGAUUGGAAAGUUGAUUCAGCAGCCAUAGGUGGUUGGCAUGUUGGCAAUUCUCCUGACCAUCGUGCAUUAAAGAUAAUGCAAAAUCAUAAUAUAAACUAUAAGAAUAAAGCACGCCAAAUUAAAAAGGAUGAUUUUCUACAAUUUGACUACAUUUUCGGAAUGGAUGAAGAGAAUAUGUGCGACCUGCGCAGGCUGGCACCAACGAAUGCGAAGGCAAAAUUAUUAUUGUUGGGAGAUUUUGGUUUGCAGAAAAGCGAUCGUAUAAUCGAGGAUCCUUACUAUCAAAGAGGUGAUGCUGGCUUUGAGAAGGCUUAUCAGCAGUGUGUUGUUGCUUGUGCUGCGUUUUUGAAAGAAGCUACUGCGGGAAAGGUUUGAGGAGAGGGUGGCAAAGCUCGCAUUCCAGAAUUACUUGUUAAAUUAGUAAAAGUAAAAUGUAUAAGAAACAUGUUGUGAAACACAAAAUCAGCUGAUGUACAUAGGUGAUAAAUUAAAAGAGGCACAAAUACAUGAACAAACGUGAAAUAAAAA
Molecule: messenger RNA, 704 nt
Organism: Bactrocera tryoni
Lineage: Eukaryota; Metazoa; Arthropoda; Insecta; Diptera; Tephritidae
Product: low molecular weight phosphotyrosine protein phosphatase 1-like
Exons: 3
Coding region: 75-551 (158 amino acids)
Biological process (GO): protein dephosphorylation
Cellular component (GO): cytoplasm
Molecular function (GO): acid phosphatase activity; non-membrane spanning protein tyrosine phosphatase activity
Source: RefSeq, a predicted model, not a curated record